AUGUUCAAACAACAGGACAUAAUUUCUGUGGACAUCGCUUCCCAACAUGAGGCCAAUAAUCCGGAAAUUGAUCAUGGGAUGGAAGAAGAUGUGGAAAAACUGCCAUCGUCAGAAAAAGUUCAGGCAGGUGUGCAAAGAGCCGAUCUAUUACGGAAGGCAUGGACCAAGCAAGGUCUCGUUAUCGUUUUCACAGGUCUCUUCCUGUGUACUUUGGCGAUAAACUUUGCCGACUAUUCAACACAGGUUUAUUCCGCAUAUACCACAAGUGCCUUCAAACAGCAUUCGGCAAUGAGUGCUGCUAAAGUGGUGAAUAAUAUUGCUCGUAUCUCUGCAUACCCUAUCAUAGCCAAAUUAGGUGAUGUGUUUGGAAGAGCCGAGAUGUUCAUUCUAUCCAUAGCAGCGUCCGCUCUUGGUUAUGUGAUAUACGCUGCGUGCGAGAACAUCGCACAAUACAUGGCCGCAGGAAUAUUUGAAGCUAUUGGGUCGACUGGAUUUGCUUUGACACAGCAGGUAUUCGUAGCGGAUAUGACUUCUUUGGUGAAUCGCGGUAUCUGGUCAACACUUCCUGAUUCGCUUACGACCGUUCCAACUCUAUACCUUGGCUCUAUUGUGGGGGAGCAGAUUCUGAAUCACUCUACAUGGCGCUGGGGAUGGGGAAUGUGGGCUAUCAUUCUGCCAGUGGCCUCACUGCCACUGAUAUGCACUAUGCUUUUCUACCAACGCCGGGUUCCGCUGUUGAAACAGACAACAAGUCUUCUGGGCUUCAACCCUUCUCAAUCCUGGUUGCAGAAGGCGUACCAGCUAUUAUGGGUUCAAUUAGAUCUACCGGGCGCGAUUUUGCUUCUAGCAGGAUUGUCAUUGUUAUUAGUUCCCCUCUCACUAACGGGCUCCACUAACAGCAGCCUGUGGACUCGCGGGUCAUUCAUUGCAAUGAUAGUUCUCGGCGUGGUUUUCUUGAUUUUAUUUGGGAUUUGGGAUGCAUGGUUCGCAAAAGAACCUUUUGUUCCAUACCGAAUGAUCAGAAAUCGUACCGUGGCGGCGGCCUGUCUACUUGGUUUGCUAGAUUUCUUUCACUACUCGGUGUUCACAGUUUUCUUUUCCAGCUAUCUUCAAGUGGCAGGGCAUUUCUCAGCUGGUGCAGCAACAAGAAUUGACAACUCACUUCGCGUCGCAUUCCAAGUCGCCGGUAUAUUUGCUGCUUUCUUCAUGAAGUACACAAAGCGAUCUCAGAUCUUUGUUAUCUUCGGUGUCUGCCUCUGUGUGCUUGGAAUGGGUGUCCUGCUCUACCUUGUAGAUAUGGACGGUCAUGUGGGAAAUGAGGCAUCCUUGGUAACCGCAAAGUCUCUCAUUGGCAUCGGCCGUGGAUUUUAUCAGACUGCGGCCCAGGUUUCCGUUCAAGCGGUUGUUUCACGCCAGGAAGUAUCUGUGGUGACAGCAGUAUUCUUUGCAUCAAUGAGCGUAGGUGGCGCUAUCGGAACCAGCGUGGCGGGUGCAAUUUGGCGCAAUACUCUGCCAAAUAAACUCCAACAAUACCUCCCAGAAGACCUGAAAGACCAAGCCAACGCCAUUUUUGGAUCGAUUGUGGUCGCGCAAAAAUACGCCGAAGGGACAGAGGCUAGAAUUGCAAUUGACAAGAGCUAUCGAGAGUCGCAAAGACUAUUGGCAAUUGGUGCUCUGGUGUCCUUGUCCCUUAUGCUCCUCGUUAUGCCUUUCCUGAAGAAUGUCAAACUCAAUGAGGAUAAAAGUGUGGCUGCCAAUGAUGAGACUUCGGAUGAAACAAAAGAAUGA
Messenger RNA from Penicillium macrosclerotiorum, 1788 nucleotides. It is a transcript of the gene mirC, whose product is annotated as siderochrome-iron transporter MirC. Gene Ontology annotation, molecular function: siderophore-iron transmembrane transporter activity. The record is from RefSeq and is a predicted model, not a curated record. Lineage: Eukaryota; Fungi; Ascomycota; Eurotiomycetes; Eurotiales; Aspergillaceae. The transcript is spliced from 6 exons. Bases 1 to 1788 code for a protein of 595 amino acids. Gene Ontology annotation, biological process: siderophore transmembrane transport.